UCCGAACUCCGAAGGGUUUUAAUUUCAUUCUCAAUUUCUCAUACUCCUUACUAAUUCCUUUCUUCGAAACGACGAUGAUGCAUAACUCAACGGACGAAUCGGAAUGGGAGGUGAGACCUGGUGGUAUGCUCGUCCAACGAAGAGACGACGACGCUGCUCCUUCCGACCAACCUCCUCCUCCUCCCCAGGAUCCCGACUCUGCUUCCGCCGCUUUUUCUCAAACCAUCAGAAUCUGCGUUUCCCAUGGCUCAUCCUCCCACCCCGAUCUUCAUGUUUCUGCUCACGCCACUUUCGGGGAUGUGAAGAAAGCUAUUGUUCAGAAAACUGGAUUGGAAGCUACUGAACUCAAGAUCUUGUUCAGGGGAGUUGAGAGAGACGAUGCUGAACAAUUGCAAGCUGCUGGUGUUAAGGAUGCCUCUAAGCUUGUCCUCGUUGAGGAUCAGAACAAGAGAGUGGAACAACAAGUUGAACAGCCUCCUCUGGUAACUGAAGAGACGAAGAAGGCGAUUGCUGCAAUUCUCGCAGUCACAGAAGAGGUCGAUAAGCUUUCAGAUAGGGUUGUUGCUUUAGAAGUUGCUGUGAAUGGAGGGACUAAAGUUGCAGUAAAGGAGUUUGAUAUGACUGCAGAGCUUCUCAUGAGGCAGUUGCUUAAAUUGGAUGGCAUCAAUGCAGAAGGAGAUGCUAGGUUACAGCGUAAGGCAGAGGUACGUAGGGUGCAAAUAUUGCAGGAGAGUGUGGACAAGCUGAAGGCAAGAUGUUCAAAUCCGUUUGUUGAUCAGAGUAAAGCCGCAGCUGUUAGCACUGAGUGGGAAUCGUACGGAAACGGGGUGGGAAGCUUGAACCCUCCUCCGCCAGCUUCUCCUUCUGCCAGUGUAACUCAAGAUUGACAUUUUAUUAUUGUUACUACGUACUUUGCCAUAAAAGGGAAAAUAAUUGAUCAUUGUUACUGUUUUAUCUUUUUGGUAUUGUUAUAUUGGAAAUUGACCAUAAAAAGAUAUCGGUUUUUAUCUUUUAAUGUCUACAUAAAAUAUGGUAGUAUCA
This is a messenger RNA of Camelina sativa (false flax), 1041 nucleotides long. RefSeq names its product BAG family molecular chaperone regulator 4. Lineage: Eukaryota; Viridiplantae; Streptophyta; Magnoliopsida; Brassicales; Brassicaceae. Gene Ontology annotation, cellular component: cytoplasm. Gene Ontology annotation, biological process: protein stabilization. The record is from RefSeq and is a predicted model, not a curated record. Gene Ontology annotation, molecular function: protein-folding chaperone binding; adenyl-nucleotide exchange factor activity.